AUGGCUACCCCCAGUGUUCUUACCUUUGAUGCUGAGGGUCGUGCUGUUGACUUUGAGGUCUGGGUCGAUGACCUCCAGCUGUUCCUACAGUGCGAUAGGGCAGACGGACUCUCCCUGUUCGAUCUCACCUCUGGUGCCUCCCCUGCCCCGCCUGCUACUGCUGACAGCACUGUUCGCUCACAGUGGGCCACACGCGAUGCUGCUGCCCGUCUUGCUUCGCUGACCUCAUUACGCACCUCCGCACUAGUGACACUCGCUACCGCGCUGCGCUUCCUGCUGAGUUCUGUGCCAAGAACCCCCCCCCCCAUGUACAUCACCGUCUACUACAUAGUCAGCCGGCUCCCUGACUCCCUUCGCUUAGUCAGGGACCACUUCCUCUCAGUUUGCCCCACCACACUCACCGUUGACCUCCUCGAGGAGCGCCUCCUAGCAGCAGAGAAGAGCAUAGUCGCUGUAGGAGCCUCUCGUGGUGACCCUCGCACCCCCGUCUUUGAGGGGUGUUCCCCUUCCCCCCUCUUGCCCUCUGUUGCUUCUGCUGCUGCGGCCGACCUCGUUGGUUUCGAGUCGGUCGGCGCUGCGUCUGCCCCUAGCGGGAGACGCCGCACCGGCAAGGGCAAGGGGGGCAAGGGCGCUGGGGGGGCUGGCGGGGGCGGUGGAGGUGGUGGUGGAGGCAGUGGAGGGGGUGGGGGUGGUGGUGGGAGUGGUGGCGGGGGUGGAGGUGUCGGUGGCAGCAGUGGAGGCGGAGGAGGCGGCGGCGGUGGCGGAGGGAGCGGAGGCGGCGGAGGUGGCGGAGGCGGCGGAGGUGGCGGAGGCGGCGGAGGUGGCGGAGGCGGCGGAGGUGGCGGAGGCGGCGGCGGCAGCGGUGGAGCUGGUUGCGGCUCUGCGCAGAGGAGUGGGUCCGGUGGUGGUCCGCGCCAGCAGCAGCAACGCAGUCGUGAGACCCUGUCCCCUCAGCAGCUUCGUGAGUGGUACGCUGCGCGUCAGCGCGGUGGGGGUACUGGUCCCUGCACCUACGUCCUCCGUACUGGCCGACACUUGGCUACGUUCACCCGUCGGCCGGGGUCGAGCCUGUACACACUUACUACUGAGUCUCCUCCGGCUGCUGAGUCUGGUCAGGUAGCUGUGUCGAGUCAGGUGUUUGCUGCAGCGUCCAGGUCUGGUCUUGAGUCUGCUCCCUGCUCGUGUCGUCUCCUGUCCCACCAGACUCUCCUUUGGCACCACCGCCUUGGUCACCCCUCCCUGCCUCGUCUCCGAGGCAUGGCCUCCCGUGUCCUUGUCUCUGGUCUCCCCCGGUCUCUCCCUCCCCUACCUCCGGGGCCUGCCCCUACCUGCGUCCCCUGCGUCGAGGGGCGACAGCGCGCCGCCCCUCGCUCCUCCGAGUUUCCUCCGACAGAGGCUCCGCUGCAGACUCUUCACAUGGAUGUGUGGGGCCCCGCCCGCGUCCGUGGCCAGGGGCACGAGCGUUACUUCCUGUUGGUGGUUGACGACUACUCGCGUUACACCACAGUCUUCCCCUUGCGCAGCAAGGGUGACGUCACUGAGGUGUUGAUCGACUGGAUCCGCGCAGCUCGUCUCCAGCUCAGAGAGAGUUUCGGCUCGGACUUUCCUGUUCUGCGUCUGCACUCUGACAGAGGCGGGGAGUUUUCCUCUGCCCGUCUGGGAGCCUUCUGUCGAGCACAGGGCAUCCGCCAGACCUUCACGCUUCCGGCCUCUCCACAGCAAAAUGGGAUUGCUGAGCGCCGCAUUGGCAUGGUCAUGGACGUCGCUCGUACGUCCAUGAUCCAUGCGGCUGCCCCCCAUUUUCUGUGGCCGUUUGCGGUUCAGUACGCAGCGCAUCAGCUCAACCUUCAGCCCCGGGUCUCCUUGCCAGAGACCUCCCCCACCUUGCGGUGGACGGGGAAGGUUGGCGAUGCGUCUGCGUUUCGGGUCUGGGGAUCUCGGGCGUUUGUCCGCGACUUGUCUGCGGACAAGCUGUCCCCCCGUGCUGUUCCCUGCGUCUUCCUUGGCUUCCCCCCUGACGCGCCUGGUUGGCAGUUUUACCACCCCACCUCGCGCCGUGUUCUGUCCUCCCAGGACGUCACCUUUGACGAGUCGGUGCCUUACUACCGUCUCAUCCCCUACCGCACUGCGCCCCUCCCCCCACCGCCGCUCUUCCUUACGCCAGGUCCUCCCCCGGUAGACCCCCUCCCCCCUCAGGGUCCUGCCCCGUCAGGUGUGUCCCAGGUAGACGCAGUCGGGCCUGUCGAGGUAGCUGUUGACUCUGGUACUGCUAGAGGUGCUGAGCCUGCGGGUGCCGGGUCUGGAGGUGCUGAGCCUGAGGGUGCGGAGCCUGGGGAGCCUGGGGGUGCUGGGUCUGCUCGUGUGGCCUCUCGCGGUGCUUCGUCGAGGCGGGAGCCACUCUCUCCGCAGGAGCUGCGCGAGUGGUUUGCCCGGCGCUGGAGCCGUGCUGCUGGAGCUGGAGGUACUACUGUUACUACUGGUCCCGGAGGUGCUCGUACUGGCGGUACUGGAGCUGCUGGGGCUGGGGGUGCUGCUGGGGCUGCUGGAGUUAGUUCUGCUGGAGGUACUUCUGGAGCUGCUCGCGGUACUGGAGCUGCCCGUCCUGCUGGAGUUGGUGCUGCUGGAGCUGCUGGAGCUGGAGCUGCUGGGGGUGUUGGCGCUGGUGGUUCUACUGGCGCUGGUGCGUCUGAGGGUGCUGGAGUUGGCGCUGUUGGAGCUGGAGGUGCUGCUGGCGCUGGUGCUGCCGCUGGGGGUACUGGUGCUGUCCCUGCUGUCGCGGUCACAGUUACAGCCCGCCUCCCCCCUACCUGCUCCUUCUCCCUACACUGGUCCUACUGGAGGUCUUGCUGA
Closterium sp. Naga37s-1 is the source of this 2850-nucleotide messenger RNA. The record is from the annotation of a GenBank genome assembly. NCBI's taxonomy places the organism in Eukaryota, Viridiplantae, Streptophyta, Zygnematophyceae, Desmidiales, Closteriaceae.